Molecule: messenger RNA, 419 nt
Organism: Prunus avium (sweet cherry)
Lineage: Eukaryota; Viridiplantae; Streptophyta; Magnoliopsida; Rosales; Rosaceae
Source: RefSeq, a predicted model, not a curated record
UCUCUCGCGGUACGAACAAAUAGCUUCGGUGCUUUUGUUAUUUAUUUGCUGGUUAGAAUUUGCGAGUUCUGUAAUCUCAUUUGUUCUCCUAGAAAUUAAAUUUGGGUUUGAGAAGUAAGUGAUUGAAUUUAGACUCUGGGUUUUGGGUUUAAGCUAAAAGAAGCGAUUUUAUGUGUUACCCUUUGAUUUCUUCUUCUUCUUCUCUCCGUCUCCAAAUAGAAGCGACUGUGCAGUUCUUGGCGGCUGUGGCAAAAUGGGGGAAGGGGGAAAUGCAGUUCAAGAUUCAGCAGUCCAAACGACAUCGUUGGAGAACAUUGAGGCCUUGCUGGAGGCUGCUAGAUAUGAUGACAUGGAUGAUACUGUAAGCUUAGCAUCUGCUGGUGUUUCUCUCGAUUCUAAGGAUUCUCAGGGCCGAACAG